CCCAUUCAUCACUUUGGAGCUAAAGCACACCACAGAACUCUCCUCAUCACAUAGCUAAACACACUUAGACACAUUUAGACAGAGAGAGAGAGGGAGAGGGAGAUUAAUUAGGUCUUAAUCAAAAUUAUUAAGGUCUAAGCAUGGAGUUGUCUUGGCCGGAGAGUGUGCUAUCAAAUAGGGAAAGGGUGAUGGAGGAGUUGAUCCAAGGGCGUGAGCUUGCAAGUCAACUUUGUAAGGUUCUUGAUGAUCACAAGUCAACACUUGUUAGUGGUUGUGGUGGUGGUGGUGGAGGAGAUGUUGGGUCGGCAGAGGGUCUUGUUAAUAAGAUUUUGGGGUCAUUUACAAAUACCCUUUUGAUCUUAAAUGGGAAGGAGGCUGACGGGGAGAUUGUUUCUGGUGAUCAGAUUCAAGGGAAUAGUAGUGGUAUUGGGUCUGCAGAUUCAUCAUCUUGGGAUGCCAAUCAUGCUAUUAUUAAGUCUGAAGAUUUUCAUGAGGAGAUCAGUUGUAAGAGUGCUUCAACCUUCAAGGAUCGUAGGGGUUCUUACAAGAGAAGGAAAACUUCACACUCUUGGACUAGAGACACUCCGGCUUUGACUGACGACGGUCAUGCAUGGAGGAAGUACGGACAAAAAGUCAUCCAUAAUGCCAAGCACCCAAGGAACUACUUUAGGUGCACCCACAAAUUCGAUCAAUCGUGCCAAGCAACCAAACACGUGCAACAAAUUCUAGAUGAUCCACCAGUUUUUCGGACCACAUAUUAUGGCAACCACACUUGCAGAGACUACUUGAAAGCUUCUGAGUUGAUCUUGGAUUGCACAAGCCCUAGAGAGUCUUCAAGUUUCAUCAGAUUUGGCGACAUUAAGCAAGACCACCCCUUUUUCUCAUCUUUCACAUCAGUGAAGAAAGAGGUCGUCAUCAAGGAAGAGAAACCACAACCAAGUGAUGAUAUGAUGGCAAGCCACCACCACAACCAUUCAUCAUCCGGUGAUUAUAAUGUGUCACCUCAUCCGACGGAGUUCAAGUCGUCUUGUCCCCUGAGCGGGCUUUCGUCAACCAUUGAUCCGUAUGAUCAUGAGGGCGAUGUGAUGUCUGGUUUAAUUGUGGGGCCUUAUUACUUUGAUGAUGAAGUUUUGCAAUAUGAAUUUUGAAUUUUAAUGUACGUACUUACUUUGAGGUGGAAGAGAAAAGCCCGAG
Molecule: messenger RNA, 1194 nt
Organism: Prunus mume (Japanese apricot)
Lineage: Eukaryota; Viridiplantae; Streptophyta; Magnoliopsida; Rosales; Rosaceae
Product: putative WRKY transcription factor 70
Biological process (GO): regulation of DNA-templated transcription
Molecular function (GO): sequence-specific DNA binding; DNA-binding transcription factor activity
Source: RefSeq, a predicted model, not a curated record